Molecule: messenger RNA, 694 nt
Organism: Chondrus crispus (carragheen)
Lineage: Eukaryota; Rhodophyta; Florideophyceae; Gigartinales; Gigartinaceae
Exons: 4
Coding region: 1-588 (195 amino acids)
Biological process (GO): regulation of translational fidelity; glutaminyl-tRNAGln biosynthesis via transamidation
Molecular function (GO): glutaminyl-tRNA synthase (glutamine-hydrolyzing) activity
Source: RefSeq, a predicted model, not a curated record
AUGCACGCCGCCGGACGACGGCAAUGUUCAAGACAACCCUCCUCACAGCCAGCAAUGCAACAAAUAUCACUGCAAUUUGACCCCUUGAUUUCAUUUUUUAUCCUACAUAUUAUUUGUGGGGCGAUACGUGCACUCUCUAAAGUCUCUUGUGUUGGACUCCUUCGCGUGAAGAUGAUGGGUUUUGUAGGGAUUGGGUUCCCAAUUUGCCAUGGGUUAAGAACGUUUCGCAAAUCAAGAUCCCCAACGCAUCGCAUUUACAGGAAUUCAGCGUCUAGCAUUGAAGCGUGUGCGGAAGCUACUCCUGAAGAAGUGAAGAGAAUUGCACGGCUCGCCCAGUUGAACUUGUCAGAAGAUGAAAUCACUACAAUGACCCCAGAGCUUCAAAAAGUAAUUGGGUUCUUCAACAGCAUUAACGAGAUAGAUGUUGAAGGAUUCGAACCGAUGGCCAGCCCUAGUGAUGCUAACAACGUACUUCGCGAUGAUGUACCGGUCAUGUUUUCAAAUGUGGACGCCAUCAUGGAUGAGGUGCCUGUAGCAGAGAAGGAGUUCAUUCGCGUACCAAAAAUAAGUUCGGAGAGCAGUGAUUAAGUGCGUACAAUAAUAGCGGUAUCGAUAGAUACUGCACUGUGUUUAGUCGCUGUGUAAGAACUUUAGCCAUUGAAAAGUAAUCUACUGAAAGUCGACUGCUGACAAC